GCAGACGUCGCAUUGUGGAAGGGAUAGGAAAGAAGGAGGGGAGGUUCUUUACUCCAAAGCAGCUCAGAGGAGGGGAGACAUUAGAAGUUGAGGAUUCGCAUUAGGCAUCGAGUUCGCAGAGUGCUAACGUAAGGCGUUAAUAGUGUUCUUAUCUCAGCUCUUAUCGGCGCCAAAGCGUCUUCUUUCAGUACCUACACCGAUUAAAUUAUAUGAAUCAUUCUUUUGAUAAUUUUUCUCAGCAUAAUCGAAAAAUACUGGGGGCGUCUACGUAUUCAAAUCAAGUCUAUACCAAAUGUAGUUCAAUUACAGGCGAAUGCUUUGAGAAAGGCUUCCAUACAUUGGACGAUUUCAAGCGUCUUCCAACGUAACCAUCAAAAAAUAGCAACGGCAAGAAAAUAUUUUAAGAGACUUCACUGAUAACAAUGGCCCAGACAGACCUUUGGGAAGUGGAAGGUGAAGUUGGAAUCACUGUAGAUGAAAGGCAGGAGAGAGGUGGUUGGAAAAACCGCUUGGAUUUUCUAUUUUCUUGUAUAUCGUUAUCAGUUGGUUUGGGCAAUGUCUGGAGGUUUCCUUACCUAUGUUAUAAAAAUGGAGGAGGUGCCUUUCUUGUUACCUACAGCAUUGCUAUGUUUCUUUGUGGUAUUCCUCUGUUUUUCCAAGAGGUGGCAAUUGGACAGUAUCUAGGACUUGGAGGAAGUACAUUUGUUGGACAACUUUGCCCAAUACUUCAAGGAGUUGGUUACGCUACAAUGACAAUGGUCUUCUUCUUGGACCUCUACUAUUGCAUUAUUAUAGCAUGGACACUUUUCUAUCUCAUUAAUAGUUUUACUUACUUCCCAGAACUUCCAUGGAGUAAAUGUGGAAAUCCUUGGAAUACUGAAUCUUGUUAUGAAAAACAAUGGAAUGUAAGCCAGGUAGUCAAUAUCACAAAUUUAACAAACACAUCACCAGUGGAAGAAUUUUGGGAAAGAAGGAUGCUUGGUAUGACAAGUGGGAUUUUGGAAAUUGGAGGAAUACGAUGGGAGCUACUUUUCUGCUUGAUUAUUGGAUGGGUAGUGGUUUACUUAGUUAUCUGCAAAGGAAUCCACCAAAGUGGAAAGGUCUUGUGGUUUACUGCUCUGUUUCCUUACGUGAUACUGAUCAUCCUUGCCUGUAAAGCUGUCACGUUACCAGGAGCUGGUACUGGACUCUUGUAUUAUGUAACUCCUCGCUGGUCAGAACUUCUUGGCUCUGGACCAUGGAUAGAUGGUGCCUCUCAGAUCUUCUUUGCCUAUAGCAUUGGGACUGGAGCUUUACCUGCACUUGGAUCCUAUAAUAAUUUUAAUUACAAUUGUUAUAGAGAUGCUAUAAUAACAUGUGUGGUGAAUACUCUUACAAGUAUCCUUGCAGGAUGUAUGACAUUUGCCAUUUUGGGCAACCUAGCCCAGGAACAAGAUGUAUCUAUUGAAUCAGUUGUCACUUCUGGUCCAGGCUUGGUAUUUCUCACAUAUCCUGAAGUAGUUCUUACACUACCUUGGGCGCCAAUUUGGGCUGGAAUAUUUUUCCUUAUGUUGAUUACACUAGGAAUCGACAGCGAGUUCUGUUUGGUGGAAUCGUUUGUUACUGGAAUGGUUGACAGUUGGCCAAAACAGCUGAGGCCCCGAAGGAGGAAAUUUACUUUCCUGGUAUGCCUAUCUCUAUGUAUUCUAGGAAUUCCAAUGGUCACCCAGGGCGGCAUUUUUAUUUUCCAACUGAUGGAUUAUUACUCAGCCUCUGGGAUGUGCCUUCUAUGGGUUUGUUUUUUCCAAACAGUUGCUAUUUCAUGGGUUUUUGGUGGUGAGAAAGUAAGUGACUGCAUUGAGAAAAUGACGGGAGUACGACCAAGUAAAUUUUGGUACUUCUGCUGGGUGUACCUAUCGCCUGCUGUAAUAUUGGGAAUAUUCAUAUUCUACAUUUUUGAGUAUGUUCCUGCAAAGUAUGGUAAUUACGAGUACCCAACUUGGGCAGAAGCUAUAGGAAUCAUGAUAAGUUUGUCAUCCAUGCUCUGGAUACCUGGAUAUGCCAUUUAUUACCUGCUUACUUCACCAGGAUCAUUCAUGGAGAAUUUAAAGGAAGGUUUUGUAUCAAAAGUCAACCUCACACCGCUCAAAAAGGUCACAGAACAAGCGGCUAAAAUCCCCAUGUCAGAGAGCCAUGCUGGACUUUUAACAAAAAGUAACUCUUUUAUGAAGUGAAGCUCUUAUGCAAUAAAGUACACGUGGCAGCAAGAAAAUGCCUAAUAAUUGAAGUGUGUUCUUUUUAUAAGUUAGAUUUCACAGUAUUAUGCAUGUAAUAGUGGUGAGGUGAUUUUAGCACUUUGGUUUAGCCAAAAUGACUUGAUCAUAAUUGGUGCUUAGUGGACACUGUUAACGGUCAUGACAGGUCACUUAAAAUCACUAUAUCAGUACUUCAAGAGGGAGGGAGGGGAAUUAUGGGGUGAUAUUCCAAUACAUUGUCAUACCUUUGAGUAAAUGAUGCAUCAGUGUGACAAUCUUCUAAAAUCAUAGUGAUCACCUUACUAAAACUACAAGCUGAUUGCUUUGGAUUUGUAAGAUCUGAUAUAAGUUAAAGCUUAUUGUAUAUUAUGUUUAUAUUAAAGUUGUUAUUUCUAUAGUAAUUUUCGAACAAUUUAUAGACUACAUAGGUACUUAUGUUAUCACUUUGUCUUUAGUUACUGUUAUGAUAAUUUAUAUUCCUAUUUGUAAUUCUUUUUAGUUUUAUCCUGUUAAAAUCAAAAUUUUUUUUAUACCUAAACUAUGUUGAAAAUUUAUAAUUAAUAUUAUUUAUGAGUAGUCGCAUGACUUAAUGUUAUUUAACUCACCAAACCUUUUAAUUUAUUAG
This is a messenger RNA of Nezara viridula (southern green stink bug), 2859 nucleotides long. The record is from the annotation of a GenBank genome assembly. Lineage: Eukaryota; Metazoa; Arthropoda; Insecta; Hemiptera; Pentatomidae.